CUCUUGUUUUUUUUGCAUGUCAAUAGUUCAUCAAUUGAACCAAUUGAUCAAUUAUCCAAUUACUACUAUAUAUGGAAACUUAAUUAUUAUUAUAUUUUACCCAAUCAAAAUGGCAUAUAUUAAUCAUAGUAAUAGUAAUAGUAGUCGUAGUAGUAGUAAUAAUAAUAAUAAUUCAUCACAUCCAUCUUCAUUAUCAUCACGAUUAUCAUCAAUUGCAUCAUUGAAACAACCAGUUCCUUUAACCGAUGAUGAUGAUGAUGAUGAUGUUCAUGAUCGAGAUGAUGCAGUGAAUGAUAAUUUUCGUUUUAGUUUUGAUGAAAUACGUCAUGAAUUAACUAAUUUAGGUGUGACUAAUUUAAAUAAUGAACAAAUGAUACGUUUAAAAACUGAUUUAGAUACAUUAAUAAUGAAAGAGAGAAGUACACUGUUACAGCAACAACCACAACAAUUAAAACAAACUAUACAAAAAUCUGACACUGGUAGUAGUAGUCGUAGUAGUGGUGCUGGUAGUGGUAGUAGUGGUAGUCAUUCAAUUUCAUCGCAUCGUCAACAAAUUCACAGUGGUGACACGGAUAAUGAUAGUAAUAAUCAUCAUAAAUUAAAAAAUUCAAUUUCAUUAAAUAAAAAAUUAUUAUUAUUGCCUUCUGCAUUGAAAUCACAUAAAAAAGUUUCAGCAUCAUCAACUUUGUCGUCGACUUCAUCAACUUAUUUAUCUGUUACAUCAGAAGAUUAUUUAUCUUAUUAUGAUGCAAGUCAAAAUGAUUGUGUCAGUGUUCAUAAUAAUCAUAAUAAUAAUGAUGAUGAUCGUUUAAAAAAUUCCAAUGAUCAAUUAAUUCGAAAUAAUAAUAAUAAUCAUGAAUUGAAUAGAGGUGAAUCAGUUGAAUGUAAAUCAUCAAUAACAGAUAAUUAUUCAUUAAGUCAAGAUAUUAAAGAGAAAUACAAUGAUAGUUUUAUAUCGGAUGAUGUUACACAAGUAUCAUCAGAUGAGAAACAACACCGUUCAUUGAAUAAACAUAAUAAAAAUGAAGAAGGUAGUGAACAAAUCACACUGGAUUUAUCACCAAUUAAUAGAGAAAUAAAAAAUCUUGACACAGCAAAAAUUCUAUCUUCAACGUCAUCUUUAACAACUUCAUCAACACCAACCACUACAGCUACACUACUGUUAUUGAAUGGAACUGAGAAGAUACAUACAAUUACUGAUCAAAAUAACAGUCAAUGUCAACAAUCAACAGAUUCUCCAUCUGAAGCGAAUGAAUUAUCACUAACACCGAUUACACAAAAACUGUCAUCUUCAUCAUCAUCAUCAUCAGCAUCGUCAAAUAGAACAAUGACAGCACGAACUAACACCACUCCGACGACAACAACAAGAACCUCGUCAUCAUCAGCGUCAUCAGCAUCAUCGACUGACAAAAACUCUCGUCGUCAUCUCGAGUCGAUUUCUAAAGAUUCUUCUGCUGCUGCCUCUUCUCCUUCUUAUCGAUCGAAAAAAUCGUCGGCAAGUUUUCAUCAUCAAUCACAACAUUCGAAUGAUUAUACUAGUGCAGCGGCCGAUCAACAUUCCUAUGAUGAUGAUGAUGAUGUUACUGGUGGUGGUGGUGUUGGUCAGGCGAAUCGAGUUGAAUUGCGCGCUGAUGAAAAUGAUGAACCAACUAUUGUUGAUCAUGAUGAAAUUAAUUACCCGGUGACAGUGAACGUUGAUGAACAUGAUUCUUCGCAUAGUAAUAAUUUAUCAAUAUCAUUGAAUAAUAAUGAGCUAGAGAAAACAUCAUUAAAUUUAAAUGAACUGAAUGAUACUACUGAUUAUCAACAGAGAAAAUGUUCUACUCUUACUACUGCUACUACUACUAACACAACGAAUUCACCAAGGAGAUCAGCUCGAUUUUUAGAUGAUCCUGUAGAACAAGUUCAUAGUUUACUAAGAGAACCACAUCAUCAACAAUCAACACAACAGAAGCAAGACCAUGGACGACACCAUCAGAAACACCAUCAACGAAGAUCGAAAUAUACACAACAAAAACGUAUUCAUUCCGCUAGUUCUCAUCAUUAUAAACAUGGUCAUUCGAUGAGUGCUCAAAAAUUACAACGACCAAUUUCUGGUGGUACACAUAGACGACAAGAUCCAGUUGCAAGAUAUCAUACAUAUCAACGUAUAUGGUCAGUUCGUUCUGCAGCAUGUGAAAAUGCUCGACGUCUUCUACGUUGGAAUAUUAGAACAGCAAUGAUGCAUAAAGAAAUUCCUGUGUUACAACGUAAUUCUGCUGAAGUAAUUCGUCUGUUAGGUCCAUAUGCAUCAACUUAUUUGGAACAUGAAAGACAGAAACGAAUUAAAUCUUUACAACUUGAUUAUAUACCACCAACUAGUAGACGUCAUAGUGAUCUACGUCAAAGUAUUCGAUCAUUAAUGUCCAAUCCUAGUUGACAGUUGUUGUUGCUGUUGUUGUUGAUGUCAUACUUACCGCUUAUGAAAAUCGAUAUUCAUUUUUUCAUGCUUAUUUUGAUUGUAAUCUAAGUUGAAUUUACAGCAUUCCCCAACUUUUUUGAAAAAAAAAAUGCAUUUGUAUAAUUAAUUUCACGACAUAGAAAAACAUACUUAUAAUUAAUAUUCAUUCUUUUAAUUGAUUUCAAUUUUUCUGCUCAAUUUAACCGAUUAAAAACAACGAUGAAUAUAAUAUGUAUGCAUCUCUCUCUAGAUGUGCAUUUAUCUAUUUUUUUCUCCGUGCCGGUGUUACGUACUACUGAUUUUAUUGAAUAAGUAGUAUAAUACUAAUUCACACAAUUUUUCUCGUGUACACCUCUAUUCACAAUCAAUCUAUCGAUCGAUCGAUCUAUUCAGGCUUCCAAAGCAUUUCAGUAUUGUUUGUUUGUUAGUUUGUUUUUGCAUUUGGUCAUAUUUAUUGAUUUUUUUGAUUUGUGUUUGAUUUUAUUUUCUUCCCUUUGUUUUAAACGAUUUUGAUUUGUUUUUUUUAUUUGAUAGUUUGCGUUUUUUUUUUCGAUAAAAAAAUAUUAUUUUUGAAAAAUAAAAUAACUGUUUAUAUGCAUAUAUAUACAUGUCAUCUAUCUAUCUAUCUACAUAUAUGAUAUGCGCAUGAUUUGAUCAAAGCGCAGACGAAGAAGAUGACAUUGUGUGACGGUAGGUUUAUUAUUAAUAUUAUUAUUGUUGUUUGACUGGUGGUGAUGAUGGUGACGUACUUUUCUUUCUCUCUUCUGUGUACUUCUCCUUCCAACUAUUGUUGUUGUUCAUGUAGUUGUUGUUCGUGUUACUACUCUGUUAUUGUUGUUUUAAUCAUUGAACUUAGUUAGUUAUGAGUUCAAUUUUACAAAUAAAACAACCAUAUGAAUUGUUUGAAA
Messenger RNA from Schistosoma turkestanicum, 3348 nucleotides. The record is from the annotation of a GenBank genome assembly. NCBI's taxonomy places the organism in Eukaryota, Metazoa, Platyhelminthes, Trematoda, Strigeidida, Schistosomatidae.